This is a messenger RNA of Populus trichocarpa (black cottonwood), 2648 nucleotides long. Its product is annotated as NAD(H) kinase 1. The transcript has 10 exons. Gene Ontology annotation, molecular function: NAD+ kinase activity. Bases 918 to 2435 code for a protein of 505 amino acids. The record is from RefSeq and is a predicted model, not a curated record. Gene Ontology annotation, biological process: NADP+ biosynthetic process; NAD+ metabolic process. Lineage: Eukaryota; Viridiplantae; Streptophyta; Magnoliopsida; Malpighiales; Salicaceae.
CAUGCAUAAAUAUUGGCAUUUGAGUUUCAUUCAUUAUAUAUCUCGCAUUUGACUUUGAUGGUUAAAACUAGGAAAUUUGUGAUUUUUUUGAGUUCUCCUACAAAAAUCACUUUCCAAGAUUCAAUUUUCUGUUGGUGCGACUAUUGUUGCUUAAUUUGACAGCUUCAAAACAAAUUCCUUUUGAUUUCUAGAUUUUUGGCAGCUUUGGUAUCAACAGACAAUCUUGUACUACUUGAAUCGGUAGUUGUCAGGUUGAUCCUUUGUAAUCUGUCUGAUCUGGUUCUCUAUUGUUUCAAACCCAUGGUCUCCUAGAUAUCUGAUGAUUACUAGUCAUAUCUGUUGUCUCCUUUCUUGGAUGCACUUAUCCUGUGAGUUUUUUUUAUUGGUUAUUUAAGAAUGUAUUGCAAUAUCUUAUGAGCAUAUUUUGUGAAUUUGCUUUUUAUGGUGUUGGAGCCAAAUGGCAUCUCUUGGUUACUAAUCAUGGGUUUAAUUGUGGCAUUCAUGUUUUCUUAGCUAGAAAAGGGGGAACGGGAAACCUAUGGAGAAAAGGAUAAUGCUGAGGAAGAAUGAUAGGUAACCUCCAUAGGUGGCAAGAACUAGAAAAUCAUGAAAUAAAAAAGAAAAGUUGGAAUGUAGAAACUCACAAUUGAAGUAGGUCAGAAAGGGCAACUCCUAUUAUGGAACACUGACGAUACUGCCUAAUAAAUGACUUCCUUUCCUUGAUCUACUACUGUAUAAGCUAAAUUACUGUUGACAAAGGUUGAAAAGUUUCUCUUCCUUAACAAUCCUACUUCCAUGUCUUUGCUUGGUUACAUAAAACUAGAGUGUAUGACUAGUUUUGAUUUUUGUGUGGAAUAUUGAAAGUUAAAGGAUGGCAUGGGCGAAAUGGGAUAACACCCACCAAAAAGCAAAACGUAAUGGAUUCUAGAACAUUUCCUAAUAUUGAACUCAAGGGUUAUCUAAAUGGGUGUGCUUCCUUGACGAAUUGCAACAAUAUAUGUGAAAUGCUUCAAAGUUGGUGGACUCAGACUUCUAUAUAUAAUGCAAGGGGAAUGAUAAGAUUAAUGCUUCCGUGUCUUGUUUGCUGGGAAGUUUGGGAAGAACGAAAUAGGAGAGUUUCUGAAGGAACGACUUUGAUGGAUUGUAUUACAGGAAAGUCACCAGGGGAGUGUAAUGCUGAUAUUGAUGCUCAGCGGGUGGAAAACUCGACUAAUCAACCCAUGCUGAGAAAUGAAACAAUUGAACAAUCUGAAAAUUGUAGUACAAAUGGGCUUUGCUCUCAUGAAAUUCUUCAUGAUGGAGGGACCGACUCCCAAGCCAAAGCAGUUCCAAACAGAAUUAUGAGAAAGGCAUCUUUCAAGCUUUCAUGGCGGUGCAAAGGUGAUAUUAGUGAUCAACACAAACAUGAUAUUGUCUCUUUUGAAAGAGGAAAUAUAACAGCUGCAGGGCGCAGCAGUAAACAGAUUUCUUUGAAGUGGGAAUCUGACCCACAGACUGUGCUGAUUAUGACCAAACCAAAUUCAACCUCUGUUCGGAUUCUAUGUGCAGAAAUGGUCAGAUGGUUGAAAGAUCAUAAAAAGUUAAACAUUUAUGUGGAACCACGAGUGAUGGGUGAACUUCUAUCAGAAUCAUCAUACUUCAACUUUGUGCAUACAUGGAAAGAUGAGAAGGAAGUUUUGAGCCUGCACACAAAAGUUGACCUUGUCGUGACUCUUGGUGGGGAUGGCACUGUUCUUUGGGCAGCAUCAAUGUUCAAAGGACCAGUUCCCCCAAUUGUACCGUUUUCUUUGGGGUCUCUUGGCUUUAUGACACCAUUCUAUAGUGAACAUUACCGAGAUUGCCUUGAUUCAGUCCUUAGGGGUCCAAUCAGUAUAACAUUACGACACCGGUUGCAAUGCUAUGUUAUUAGAGAUGCCGCUAAAAAUGAGUACGAAAUGGAGGAGCCUAUACUUGUUUUGAAUGAGGUUACAAUCGACCGUGGAAUAUCAUCAUUCCUUACAAAUUUGGAAUGCUAUUGUGACAACUCUUUUGUCACAUGUGUCCAAGGUGAUGGAUUAAUUUUAUCAACAACAUCAGGUAGCACUGCAUAUUCAUUGGCAGCUGGAGGAUCAAUGGUUCAUCCUCAGGUCCCUGGCAUUCUCUUCACUCCAAUCUGUCCACAUUCCUUAUCGUUUCGACCUCUGAUAUUACCUGAACAUGUAACAAUACGAGUUCAAGUUCCAUUCAACAGCAGAAGCCCUGCUUGGGCCUCAUUUGAUGGUAAGGACAGGAAACAGUUGGCAGCUGGUGAUGCACUUGUGUGCAGCAUGGCACCAUGGCCUGUGCCAACAGCAUGCCAAAUUGAUUCUACAAACGACUUUUUGCGAAGUAUCCACGAUGGCCUCCACUGGAAUCUUAGAAAGACCCAAUCUUUUGAUGGCCCUCGGGAUUUAUAAUGUUAUUUCUAACUUAAUAGUUCUUGUAGAGGAGGGGGUAACUUGUAGUAGUUGCAAGGGAAAAACAAUCCUUAUUGUCAAUCAGCUGCAGAUGAUGAUGAAAAUUACUAGAGGCGACGGAAGUUGUUUCCCGUAAGAUCAAAUUUGUCUCUAAAAUUUGUAUAACUCGUCAGUCAUUCAAUGAAUAGAUACAAGCAAACAACUUGGAUGUAA